Molecule: messenger RNA, 6182 nt
Organism: Pseudoliparis swirei
Lineage: Eukaryota; Metazoa; Chordata; Actinopteri; Perciformes; Liparidae
Product: polycystic kidney disease protein 1-like 2
Exons: 34
Coding region: 1-5928 (1975 amino acids)
Biological process (GO): detection of mechanical stimulus
Cellular component (GO): membrane
Molecular function (GO): calcium channel activity; calcium ion binding; protein binding
Source: RefSeq, a predicted model, not a curated record
AUGGAAAGCACCGUGUUCCCCACACUGACUUUGAUGGUUCUCUUCCUCGCUUGUUCUGCUCAGGAGGAUGUGGAAGCUCUAUCCUGCCCCGAAUCCCAGGAGGGUUUUGACGGCUCGUGCUAUGAGUUUGUGAGUCGACAGCAAUCCUUCCUCAGUGCCCAGGGCUGGUGUGAGCAAGGUGCAGGACACCUAGCCUUUAUCCUGUAUGAUGAAACACAACAGUUCCUCCAGAGGCACCUGGAUCCAGAGAAGGACUGGUGGCUCGGGCUGGCACCCGCCGCUCCAAACCUCACUCUGGAGUCUGCCACUGAGGGUUCCCUUGCAUGGCUGGAAGGCUCAGAUGUCAGCUAUAGUAACUGGUUGAACACACCAGAUGCCUCAGUUAUGUUGACAAUAUUCCAAUCCACUCCUUUUCAGGGGAACCUCACAUGCACACUAAAUGCUGGAGAUGGCCACAUUAUUGAUCCAUACAGCCCAGCAGAUUGUGUUGAUUGUGCCUCAAUAAAUGUCAACAAUCAUGUGAAGGUCAGACUGAGCUGUGUGAAGACUUGCCCAGAUGUAGUUUGGUAUAUUGAGGACCCCAAACCGUUGGCGGAUGACCUGAACACAUGUUACUCCAAAGCAGGAAGCAGGCCACUAGUUGAAAGGCAGGAUGGCAACACUGACUAUGUUGUACCUAGCCUACAACUGAAGGUUUCAAGGGACGUACUGCACAACAUUAGUGUGAUUGCUUAUGGCAAGAAUGAGCCAGGUUUUGCCAAGUACACUUUACCAAUACCCGGUCCUGAGCCAACGGAACCAGCUGCUAUCGAGGCCCCUGCAGACGCUCGGGCCCCCUCGUGUAGCAUCUCUCCGCCGUCGGGAACAGUUCUCGAUGCUUUUGACAUCACCUGCGAAACAAGCUCUUUCUGCUCCACCGGCUGUUCUUAUUGCUUCAAAACAGACACAGGAAAACAUCUGCGCUGCAGUCACACAAAUGAAGUGAAAUCUGUCUUCCUGCCUCUCGGGAAUAAGAUCAACAAUUACAGUUUGUCUGUCGUGGUGACUGUGAAAAAUAUAUAUGAGGAAGCCAGCACUACCGUCUCCACUCAGGUACGAAAAAGCAGCUCGAAUAUAUCCGUGGAGGCUCUCCAAUCGGCAGUGGAGGACAGUGUGAGUCAGUUAGAGCAGCAGGGUCUUCUCUCUGGUGAGGCCCUCGGACAGAUAUUUACUUCAGUUUCUGAUAUGCUGAAUACAGACGCCAGCCAAAAUCACAAGGAAGCAAGGAUGGAGGUAAAGCACGUCCUAAGAAAGCAAAUGUUGACCAAAAUGACAACAAUUCUGCUGGCCUCACCCACCAACACAUCUCAGGGAGUGCAAGUGACGGCCAGAGCUGUGGCCGGACUCACCCGGCGCCCAGACGAGCUCAGUAUUGCUGCUCAAGAAGAAGCAGGUUCCUUGUUGGUAGACCUUAGCUCCUCCCUCAACACUAUCAGUGUUAAUCAGGAUGAUGGAGAUGAAGGAGAAGUUGUGCAAGCAGCUACACCAAUAAUUGAAGCAGCCAGUAAUAUUUUGAAUGUUUCGUCAAAUGUAAGUCCUCAGAAAAAAGUCUCAGAUUUUCUCCUUAUUGGGAUAAGCAAUAUUCAAAGUGCUUUGCUGAAUAAUAAAAUGCUAGAUGGAGACCCUGCCAUCAUUGAUUCUGGUCAGAUCAGUGUGUAUGUCAACAGAGUGUCUCCAAAAAAGAUCCAAAUGCAGGAUGUAAAUAUCCAGAAGAUCAGCUCCUCCAGAUUUUCCUUCCCCGCACUGCCUGCUCAUAUCGUCUCUCCAGAGGAGCCAGUUGAUGUCAAAAUGAUGAGUUUUGAGAAGAACCCAUAUUCUUGGAAGGAGGAAAAUAUCACAGGAACUGUGGGAUCCAUUUCUCUCUCCAGAGUAAACGGCACUCUCAUUUCUGUAAAGGAUUUACCCAACGAGAUAGAGAUAUUCCUACCCAGGCCUGAUGUUGGGCAGGAGAACAGCACGGUCCUGGACCUGGCCAAUUUCAGCACAUUGAUAAUUAACAUUCCCUCCCCGGAUGUAACACUGGUCCUGAAAAUUGAGCCGUCUGAAAACAUAUCCUUCAUGCUAUUCCUGGGAUUUAAAGAUUAUCCAAAUGAUGAGAAUUAUGUAGCCAAGACUCGGAUGCCUCUAGAGAACGCCAUAGGAGAGGAAAAAUACACCUGGGUGCUGAGUCCCAAAGACAGAACAGGAGAAGUUGGAGAGCACUACCUUGUGAUGAAGCCCAUUGUUGAGCCAGGCAUCAAAUCCAUGAACGCCACGGUCAAUGUCAUCUCCAUCGCUGCCCAGUGCAAAUACUGGAAUGACAAUGAGUCUUCUUGGAGUGAAAAUGGCUGCAGGGUUGGUCCAUUAACCACGACUCUGGUUACCCACUGCCUCUGUAACCACUUGACUUUCUUUGGCAGCUCCUUCUUUGUCAUGCCGAACUUAGUGGAUGUGUCACGCACUGCAGAACUUUUUUCUACGUUCAGUAACAAUCCAGUGGUGGUGUGUUUUGUGGGGUCUAUCUUUGCUGCCUAUGUCCUGGUGGUUAUAUGGGCACACAGGAAAGACAUCCAGGACUCAGCAAAGGUCAAGAUAACAGUGCUGGAGGAUAAUGACCCCUUGGCUGAGUAUCAUUAUAUUCUGAAUAUCAGCACAGGUCAUCGACAUGGUGCAUCCACCUCCUCCCAGGUGACGAUAACCCUACUGGGCACAGAGGGAGAAAGUGAGCCCCAUCACCUGACAGACACUGAGAAGCCAGUGUUUGAGAGGGGUGGGGUGGACAUGUUCCUGCUCACGACACACUUUUCCCUUGGAGAUCUGCAGAGCAUCAGGCUGUGGCACAAUAACUCUGGAGCACAUCCAGCAUGGUACGUCAACAAAGUCACGGUGCAAGAUCUGGAGAGGGGGCAGAAAUGGCACUUCCUGUGUAAUUCCUGGCUGGCUGUCGAUGUAGGAGAGUGCGCUCUUGACAAGGUCUUCCCAGUAGCCACAGAGAUGGACUUGAAGAGGUUUAGUAACCUGUUCUUCAUGAAGACAGCCAAGGAUUUCAGGGACGGCCACAUCUGGUUCUCUGUCAUUAGUCGGCCUCCCUGCAGCACUUUCACACGAGUGCAGCGAGUGUCCUGCUGCUUUUCCCUGCUGCUUUGCACCAUGCUGACCAGUAUCAUGUUUUGGGGCAUCCCCACCGACCCCUCUGAGCAGACCAUGGACCUGGGUCACAUCGAGUUCACCAUGCAACAAGUUAUGAUUGGAAUUCAAAGUUCAAUCAUCAUGUUUCCCAUCAAUCUCAUUAUCGUGAGUAUCUUCAGAAACUCUCGGCCCCGAGAGAAGGCCGCCAAAACGGACACGUGUAAACAAGGAAAGACCGGCCGAGUUUCUCCCUCGCAAACAUCUUCCCCUCAGAAAACGCUGAAAGACAUCUCUCCAGACACUGUGAUCAAGGACAUAAAGAGAAUUGCUCAGUCUCUCUCAAAGGCCAUGAAGAGUCCGCUCCCUCACCUGGAGCUCCGGCCUGGUCAGCCGGCCGACAUCAACACGCUGCUGUCUCUGGUGGAGGACAUCAUCCGACAGCAGAACUGUGCGGCCGGAGACUUCUACACUGACGCCUCCAAGAGGGAUCCCUCUAUGAUCCUCAGUUUAAAUGCAGUUAAUCUAGAACAAGGUACAAAAAAGACGUCAGAUGAUGUUCAGAAGAAGAGCAACAACAGCCGGUACCUGUACAAGCAGCUGCGUCAUGUUGAGAAGGAGCUGGGUUUGUUGGGACUUUCUCGUUUUUCAAACCCAGAAAGCUACAACCGAGCCAUACAGCAAGUUCAGGGGAUGAAGGGUCUUCUGGAGUUCCACCUCCACUCGUCCAGCAUGGAGGGAGCCCAGCUGGACCGCAGCCCCAGUCCAGAAGAGAGCGUCAAUGAAGAGUCCACCAAGAAGGGCAGUCAAGGCGGGCUGCCGUGGUGGUUUGUGUUUGUCGGUUGGAUCCUGGUGAUCGCAACCAGCGGUGUGUCAGGAUACUUCACCAUGAUGUAUGGGCUGACGUACGGGAAACAGCGCUCCAUAAGCUGGCUUAUCUCCAUGGCAGUCUCCUUCUUUGAGAGCAUCCUUAUUACUCAACCUCUGAAGGUUCUUGGUUUUGCUGCUUUCUUUGCACUUGUUCUAAAGAAAGUUGACCAAGAGGAGUACGGAGAGCCUCAGAUAGAUGACAGUCUGAGGAACACAGAUGAUCCUGAUACAGUGCGGGCAGCAAGAAGAGACAGCACUUGCAGUUUCUACCAGCCUCCUCCUCCCACUGACAUCGAGAAGAUAAGGAACAACAUGAUUAAGGAACAGAAGGUCUUCGCUCUAAUAAGGGAGAUCCUUGCCUACAUGGGAUUUAUGUGGAUGCUGCUCCUGGUGGCGUACGGCCAGAGGGACCCCAAUGCUUACUUUCUGACCCAACACAUUCGGCAGAGCUUCAGCAGAGGGAUUUCUGACAGUAUGAGUAUUCAGGAUAUGUUCAACUGGGCAAACGCAACUCUACUGAGCAACAUGUUUGGAGAGCACCAAGGAUUCAUCACAGAUGGAAACUCCAGGCUGGUGGGUAAUGCUCGCCUUCGCCAGGUGAGGGUGCAGCCAAACUCCUGCCACGUGGCUCCCUCCAUGCAGCAGCCCGAGACGGACUGUCAUGCUCCGUACUCAUGGGAGUUGGAAGACGUGGGCUCCUACGGUCCAGGCUGGAGCCGCUCUGAGGGCGAUAACACCUCGCUGAAAAGUCAAAGCCCGUGGACGUACCAGUCCCAGGGUCAGCUGAGGGCCUCCCCCAUCUGGGGCAGCGUGAAGCUUUACAGAGGAGGAGGGUUUGUGGUGGAUUUAGGGCCAGAUUUACAGAAUUCCAGCAGAUCGGUUCAGUACCUUUAUGACAACACCUGGUUUGACGUGUACACCCAAGCGGUCUUUGUAGAAUUCACUGUGUACAAUGCCAACGUCAACCUCUUCUGUAUCGUCACUCUCAUGCUGGAGACCACAGCCAUAGGAGCUUUCCAGUUCCGCAGUGAGCUUCAGAGCGUGCGUCUUUACCAGUCGACCGGAGGCCUUCACAUCUUUGUCAUGGCCUCCGAAUCAAUUUACUUCCUCUUCAUCAUCUAUUACAUGUUUGUCCAGGGAAAGCUGAUGAAGCAGCAGAGAUGGUCUUAUUUCAAGAGUAAGUUGAACUUGCUCGAGCUGGCAAUUAUCCUCCUGAGCUGGAGCGCGCUGUCAGUUUUCAUCAAGAGGACUUUACUUGGGCAGCGAGACAUAGAAUACUACCAGACCAACAAAGACCAAUACGCCAGUUUCCAUGAGACAGCCAAGGCCGAUGCAGUGCUGGGGUAUCUGAUUGCCUUCCUGGUGCUCUUGGCUACAGUCAAACUGUGGCACCUGCUGAGACUAAACCCGAAGCUGCACAUGAUCACAGCCACGCUGCAGCGAGCCUGGACUGAUAUCUCAGGCUUCCUGGUGGUCAUGACCAUCAUGUUCCUGGCCUACUCCAUCGCUUCUAACCUGAUUUAUGGCUGGAAGCUGUACUCCUAUCGUACUCUGCUGAAUGCUGCACAGACCAUGGUCAGCUUGCAGCUGGGCAUUUUUAACUAUGAAGAGGUUCUGACUUACAAUCCAGUGCUUGGAGCUUUCCUCAUCGGCUCCUGCAUUGUGUUCAUGACCUUUGUGGUGCUGAACCUCUUCAUCUCUGUCAUUCUGGUGGCAUUCAGUCAAGAGCAGAUCCAUCACAAGCCGUCAGAAGAGGAGGAGAUUGUGGACCUGAUGCUGAUGAAAGUCUUCAGUUUGUUUGGACUCAAAUGUAAGAAACAAGCUGGCGACUGCCCAACUGAGAGGCCAGUUGGUUCAUCUGCUUCAAAUAUUGGACCCUCAACGAUUUCUUCUGAGAAUAUUUUUGAUGGUUGACAUGCUUUCACAAAGUCCUCUGCUUCAGUUUUUGCUAGUGUUGCUUUGUGACUGAAUUGCAAUGAAUUGUAUUUUCAAGUCUGUAAAUGAUUAGCAUUUGUCUCUACUGCUACAGAUAUGUCACUCUUUUAGUAGAAGCUCAACUAAUGAGAGAAAGCAGGAACCAAGAAUGAUCCUUAUGUUACGCACUGAUGCACUGUAUUUAGGCUGCUGUAUAUUUUGUUAAGCAAAUAAAUAAAAAAUAUUCAUGGUUA